Messenger RNA from Penaeus vannamei (Pacific white shrimp), 1652 nucleotides. RefSeq names its product acid-sensing ion channel 1A. Gene Ontology annotation, cellular component: plasma membrane. The record is from RefSeq and is a predicted model, not a curated record. Gene Ontology annotation, biological process: sodium ion transmembrane transport. Gene Ontology annotation, molecular function: ligand-gated sodium channel activity. Lineage: Eukaryota; Metazoa; Arthropoda; Malacostraca; Decapoda; Penaeidae.
AUGAACAUCAGCCGUGACCUCAGCAACUACCUGGUGGCGCUGACGGGAACGCCCUACCUCCUCAGAGAGUCGUUCCUGGGCUCGGAUCUCGGGAAGGAGUUCUUGUUUGCCUCAGACGCCGAGGUUCAGACGCUCCUCCGCAAGCACAGCAUGACGCGUUAUUCCCAGCUGAUCGACGCCAUCUCAUACGACUGUGAAGAACUGGUACUCAAAUGUUCAGUGGGACCUUACGUACUCAGUAAGACCGAAUGCUGUGCGGGAUUCUCCAUACAACCUUCAAUGGCUGGCAGGUGUUUCCAGUACUUUAACGACGGCACUUAUAGACAGACAAUCGAUGGCGAGUAUAUGGGAAUCACGGUUUACUUCAGUGUCCCCGAUAAUGAUACACCGGAGGUAGCCCCAGGUAUUCUCAACCUGAGUGGCUUCACCAAGACGGGGUUACAGGUGUCUUUCGCGAGCAACCACACCCACCCUUCGUUUCUCGCGGUGGGCCAAGGGGUACAUGUGACCCCCGCCCACUCCACGUUCAUCGACCUCUCCCUUUCCGUGGUAAAGGACAUCGGCAUGAAGACCAUGUUCGACCCCGGGGAAGAGGAGUGCCUUCCCAUGGACAGAAUUUCUUACAAGCAGAACAAGCAGGACUUCUUCUACACUGACCCCAACUGCGACCUUGGCCUAUUCCGACAGUGCUUUCUGGCGCUGUGUAACUGCACGCUGUAUGGGCUGGACUAUCCUGAAGAUUCGCCCUACCCGCAGUGUAACCUCGCGCAGACCGGCAAAUGUUACAAUUACGUUUUAGAUAAGUUGGAAUUAACGCCUUCGAACUUAGCCAACGAAGACAGGUCGACCGAGCACGAGAAAAUCGUUGAUAGCUGCUGGGACAAAGGCAGCAUCAAGUGCAAUCGACCUUGUGUUCGCUACGAUUAUAGUUACACGAGCAGCAAGUCCCGUCUGGACGAUAACGUCUAUCAAGCCCUCAAGGAGCAGUUCAACGUGUCAAACGAUUCGAGCGUGGCAAUCAUUAAGGCCUAUUUUCCCGCACUUCGCAACACGGAAAUCAAACUGUGGCGGACUGGCAUCGAAGACUUGAUCGGCAAACUUGGCGGUUACUCGGGCCUUUUCCUUGGGGCUUCUCUCAUCACCUUGGUCGAGGCCAUCGUCUUCGUCGUGCUCUUCUUCAUCGUCUUCGUCAGGAACGUUAACAGGAGGGUCAGCGGGAUCUCCCACCGCAACGCCACGCACCCGUCUACUCAGCCGGGGAAACCAGGGUCGUCGUACCAGGAUGAAUGAAUGGGUUAUUUGCGGUUGUGAAUGAGUGGAUUACGUGUGCUGUGUGGUUUGCUUGCGACUGUGUUGGAUUGUUUAUUUGUGACUGUGCUGAGUGGUUUGCUUGUGACUGUGCUGAGUGGUUUAUUUGUGACUAUGCUGAGUGGUUUCUUUGUGAAUGUACUGAGUGGUUUAUUUGCGACUGUACUGAGUGGUUCAUCUAUGACUGUGCUGAGUGGUUUAUUUGCGACUACUGAGUGGUUUAUUUGUGACUGUACUGAGUGGUUCAUCUAUGACUAUGCUGAGUGGUUUAUUUGCGACUGUGCCGAGUGUGGUUUCUUUGCCGUGUUGUCUCUGGUUGGAUGUGAAUGGUUCUUUGGGGGACC